Molecule: messenger RNA, 2907 nt
Organism: Fusarium graminearum PH-1
Lineage: Eukaryota; Fungi; Ascomycota; Sordariomycetes; Hypocreales; Nectriaceae
Exons: 6
Coding region: 1-2907 (968 amino acids)
Biological process (GO): carboxylic acid metabolic process
Molecular function (GO): carbon-carbon lyase activity; pyridoxal phosphate binding
Source: RefSeq, a predicted model, not a curated record
AUGACUGAAGUCCAAAAAGAAGUACGACAAGAGGAGUUCGAUGCAGUUCACGCCUACUUCAUCGGGCCCAAGGGCUCCAACCUGCCCGACUUCCGAGCCAACAUCAACACGAUCCUCGAUGAACUCCUCGCCGCACGUCAAAGCUACUACCCUCAGGACCAGGCCUUCAUCUCUAAAGAAUAUCGUCGCUCCCCAGUAUUCCUCAAAGCCCGCUCCGAUCUCCGUCUCGCAACUGAAAAGGUAGCACAGCUUCUCGGCGAGCACUCGGCACCGUUCUGGUCCCCUCGCUAUGAGGCCCACAUGUGCACUGACUUGACCAUGUCAUCCCUGCUUGGGUACUUCAUGACUAUGCUGUACAACCCCAACAAUGUCGCUCUCGAGGCUAGUCCUAUGACGACUCUUGUGGAGUUGAGGGUUGGACAGCAGCUUUGCAAGUUGUUUGGGUACAAUAUCGAUGCGCAAAAGAGUCCUCUUUCUUGGGGACAUAUUACCUGCGAUGGAUCGAUUGCCAAUUUGGAGUCUAUCUGGGUUGAUCUCCAAGGAUGGGAUCUUCUCAACCUCCGCCCCGAGGUCAUCCUUGAUCUUCCCGAUCAACUCAACAAACAGUUUGGUAUCACGAGCAAGUUUCUUGAGAGUGCACUCAAUGAGUUCAACAUCCAGACCAUCGGUCGUGAGGUCCUUGAGAGGGAGUUCAAGGUCAAGGAACCGAUCAAGUACUUUGUGAGCAAGACUCGACAUUACUCAUGGCCCAAGGGUGUUGCAAUUGCUGGCCUUGGCUCCGGCAACGUCGUCGGAGUAGACGUCAACAACAGUGCUCAAAUGGACAUCAAGCUCCUUGAAGAACAUCUCCACAAAUGCGUCGAGACCAAAACCGCCGUCUUCGCAGUCGUGGCCAUCAUUGGCUCCACCGAAGAAGGUGCCGUCGACAGGCUCACCGAAGUCCUGCAACUGCGAAAGAAAUUCCAAGACGAGCACGGCUUGUCGUUCCUUGUACAUGCCGAUGCAGCUUGGGGUGGUUACUUUGCCACAAUGUUGAACCCCGACAGACGUUACAGUGUGGAGGAGCAGACUGACACAAAGCCUGAGCCGGAGUGGUACUUGGAUCCCAAGACGGUCGAGGACAUCAAGGCCAUGGCGGAGGCGGACUCGAUCACGGUUGAUCCGCACAAGGCGGGUUACAUCCCGUAUCCCGCGGGUAGCUUGGUGUAUCGUGAUGGGAGAAUGAGACACCUUGUUACAUGGUCGGGUCCGUACCUUUCGCAAGGGUCGGCAGAGAAUAUUGGCGUUUAUGGUGUCGAGGGAAGGCAACCCGGUGCUGCAGCCAUGUCAGCAUGGUUCUCCAACCAAACCAUCGGUCUUCACCACCAAGGCUACGGCAAACUACUUGGUGAAGCAACCUUUACAAGCGCAAGGAUCUCAGCUCACUACGCAACCAUGGACAACGAAUACUUUAUGUGCAUCCCCUUCAAUAUGCUUCCAUCCGAGAAUCACGGCAACAAAAAGUUCCUCUCCACAUCUGUCAUGAACGAGCGCAAGAAGAUCCGCGACCUCAUCAUCGGGAAGACCGACACCGAGAUCUUCGAGUCAAAGGAAGCCAUGAAGAUCAUUCGUGACUUGGGCUCUGAUACCAACAUCAACUGCUUCACCUUCAAUUGGAAGGACAAGGAUGGCAUUUUAAACACUGAUCUUGAAGAGGCGAAUUACCUCAUGAAAAGAGUCGUUGAUAGACUUUCCAUCACUUCUCCCAACACUGAUCCUUCUACUAUUCCUAUCUAUCUCACCUCAACUCAAUUCCUACCUGAGGACUAUGGUAAAUGUGCGCACAAGUUCAUGGAGAGAAUGGGCGUUCACAAAUCAGACCAAAGUCUCUUUGUCAUCCGCAACGUCGUCAUGAGUCCUUUCCCUACAAAGAAGGACUUCAUCUCCACCAUCAUGCAUGACUUGGAGAACGUCGUCAUAGAAGAGGUCAAGAAGUGCAGAGAGAGGAAUGACCCCGGAGCCAAGAAACUGCAGUUCCUUGUGCAAGGGUCACCGAAUGCACCCGAGGUGUAUCUUGUGUUCCAAGCUUCGUUCCACAGCGUUACUCGAAGACAGCAGGUUAUUCUAUCUGCCGAGCUGGACGGCACCCUGACAAAGUUCUACCAGAAGAGCCUUGAGGACAGUCAUGAUACUGUCCUUAUGCUGGAGACGACUGACGAGCUGUUUGUUGUCGAUGUCAUCAGCGGUAUUCCAGACGGAACCCAGCUGACUGUUACCUUGUAUGAGAAUGGUUUGCAGUAUGUAUCCCUCCCCUCAUUCAGAUCUGUGUUAACCAUUUUCAGGGAUUAUGAGAAGGCGCAAGGCGUCAUCACUCUCAAGUCCAUGAUCAAGAGUCGUCCACUCAACUCGAUCAAUCGUGACAUCGAUUAUCCUGACGAGUUCAUGCCCUUCUACCUCUACGGUUCAGAAGACGAACUUCACAUCACCCACGCCUUGGUCAAGUCCCCUAACAUUUCCCUCUCUGCCAGCAAUGUCACCUUCACCCCACCACUCCCAUCCUCAGUCACUGGCAACCUCUCCCAGGGUUUAAUACUCGGCCUCGUUGAAAUCCCCGAAGCCUCGAUGCAACCAUUCGCCGAGCGAAACAAGGAUCUAGGCGAAGACUUUUUCUUCUCCAGUAAAAAGGAAUUCAAGGUUUCUGUCUGGAAAGACCCCAAGGCUAGUGAUGCCGAGGGUCCAGAUUUACUCAAAGACCUCGAUGAUGAAUUAUAUGAAGGUAAAAUGACGCUUGGCGAGAAUGUCUUUGUGGACGCUGAGGGACCGAACGAGGACCAGUUGAAGGAUAUCAAGGUUGAGUCAGACGCUUGGCAGAGAAAGUUGGAUGAGAUUGGAAGCGUUUUGGAUGGAACACACACUUGUAAGGAUUAG